AUGGCAGCAGAGUUCGCAACACUCCUUACCAAUUAUUUCAGUCUCAUUACUAAAAAUAAAAAAAACUCGAUUUACUUCGUAAAUCUGUCCCUCCGAUUUUGUCUCGCUUUCACAACAGGCUUUGUCGAAUCUUUUGUUGGUUCAGGUCCUUCCAAGACAAUCAUGGACUCUUCUUCAAUAUCAGUUAGGGGUCCCAAUGCACUCAGGUCGGACCUACCUUGUUCUUCUUCUUCCUUAAGGGGCCCUCCUGGGUCGGGUAGAGCUCGGAUGACUUUCUUUUCUCGGACUAUCAACCCAUUUCUCCCCUCUAUUCGAGUCCGCCGCUCCGUGUUUUGUUUCUUUUUCCUCCUUAUUUUGCUUCCUUGUCUUUUCCUCCUUAUGUCGCUUUUAGACCAAUAUAGUCCGAAGACUAGAGUCCUUUCUGGUCUUACUUGGUCCCGAUUGGACAAAACAAAUGCAACUUUCUCUCCUUUUUCAGACGGCCGUGGUAAUCCCCACGGGUCUAUUCUGGAAAUCAGUCAUAUAGUGUCAGAUCAUUCAUUACAUUAUUCUUCAUUAUCUAUCUAUCUAUCUAUCUAUCUAUCUAUCUAUCUAUCUAUCUAUCUAUCUAUCUAUCUAUCUAUCUAG
Molecule: messenger RNA, 627 nt
Organism: Acanthosepion pharaonis
Lineage: Eukaryota; Metazoa; Mollusca; Cephalopoda; Sepiida; Sepiidae
Source: the annotation of a GenBank genome assembly